This is a messenger RNA of Syngnathoides biaculeatus (alligator pipefish), 1890 nucleotides long. Its product is annotated as gastrula zinc finger protein XlCGF57.1-like. The transcript has 2 exons. Lineage: Eukaryota; Metazoa; Chordata; Actinopteri; Syngnathiformes; Syngnathidae. The record is from RefSeq and is a predicted model, not a curated record. Gene Ontology annotation, cellular component: nucleus. The coding region runs from base 23 to 1621 and encodes 532 amino acids.
UUGUUGUUAUUGUCGUGUGAAAAUGUUUGCGAGGACGACAGCAAAGUGCGAGGAGGAGGAAUUUAGUGAAGAUGAGGACGAGAAGGAGCGACAACGUCAACUUGUGGACGCUGCUUUCAUCAACCCACGAGCUGAGGUCAGUGAAAAACAUCCUCGUCGUGAGCGGCACAAGUCCGAGGAGGACGAAGAGCCCCGUCGCAUCAAAAAUGAGGCCAACAUUAAAGAGGAGGAACAGGAGAGCGUCUACGUUAAGGAGGAGGAAGAUUUCACAGAGUUUCCGGUGACUUGUGUCCUUUUGAAGAGUGAAGAUGACGGUCAAUAUGAGGAGAACAGAGGGGCGCAGCCUCCGAGCGGCAGCUCAAGUCAACGCGUGAAAACGGAAAGUGACGGAGGAGGAUCACAAGCAGACAGCCUCUUGGCUCCAAUAUCCGACAGUGACGACUUGACGUCACACUCUCCUGACACUGAUGAUGACGACGACGACGAUGAUGACGAACAGUCCGAAGGCGAUACGACACAUCACGCCGGCAACAAACGCUGGAAAUGUUCUCAGUGCGCGAAAACGUUUGCUUACAAGUCUCUAUGGAAAAUGCACAUGAUGGUCCACACCGGAGAAAAACCUUUUGCCUGCUCCGAGUGCGGCCAAAGAUUCUCCCAAAAGGGAAGCUUGCAGAGACACGCCAUAUCGCACACGGGAAAGAAAGCGUUCGCCUGCUCAGUUUGCGGCCAAAGAUUUUCUCGAAAGGGAAGCUUGAAGAGACACACCAUGUCACACAGCGGAAAGAAAACUUUCGCCUGCUCCAUUUGCGGGUUAAGUUUCGCGUACAGACACACCUUGACGAAUCACACAAAAACACACACCGGCGAGAAAUCUUUCGUCUGCUCGUUUUGCGGUCGACGAUUUAUUCAAAAGGCGCACUUAAUAUCUCACACAAGGACACACACGGGAGAAAAACCCUUUGCCUGCCCAUUUUGCGACCAGCGAUUCUCCGUAAAAGGGAAUUUAAGAAUACACACGAGGAUACACACCGGAGAGAAACCUUAUCCUUGCUCAGUGUGCGGACAAAGGUUCGCCGAGAGCCGCACUUUGACGACGCACAUGUUAACGCACACUGGAGAAAAACCGUUCGCCUGCUUGGAUUGCGGGAAAAGCUUCUCGACACGGGCAAACUUAAAAACACACACAAGGACCCACACGGGUGAGAAACCCUUUGCCUGUUUAGUUUGCGGCCAAAGAUUUGCCGAGAGGCGCACGCUGACGACGCACACGACGACGCACACGGGAGAAAAACCUUUUGCCUGCUCGGUGUGCGGCAAGAGAUUCUCCUCGCGGAGGUACUUCAAAGCGCACACGAGAACGCACACCGGCGAGAAACCUUUUGCUUGCCCGGUCUGCGGCAAAAGAUUCUCUCAUCAGGGGAACUUAAAGCGGCACACGAAAGCGCACAGCGGCGAGAAACCUUACGCCUGCUCGGUGUGCGGCAAGAGAUUUCCGAGGAAGGAAACGUUCAGAGCGCACACGAAAACGCACACGGCCUGUUCGGUUUGUGGCCAAAGUUUCUCUCGCAAGGAUCAGGUUAAAAGGCACAUUUGUCCUGGUGAGAAUGGCAGAGAUAAAUGAAGCUUUAUGGACAUGUUUUAAAUCUUCAAUAUUGAAGCUAAUGAUUAUAACAGUAGCGUUAUUUAAUUAACAUUUGUGUAUUCUUGUAUUUUUUUUUUUUUUCAUCUAUCUUCUUUUAUUCUACCGGCCUUAAAAUUCUGGGUUUGUUCAAUGUUUUCGUGAUGUCCAAUUCAAGUAACUGACGAUUGAUUGAUAAAGACUGUGAAAGAACUUGUAAUCUUUGCAACGCGGUGGAAAAUUGUGAACGUGAUCCUGAAUAAAAAAUACAA